AUGCUGAGGCAGAGACCUCUUCUGCAGAUUUUGCAGCACCGACCUAGCUGUUUUUCCGCACCGUCACGGCCAGCAUUCACCGCCGGUGUGCAGGUGAGGAUAUAUGACGUAUUGGCCCUCAACAGUAAACGGCGUACUCUCGCAACCGAUGGACUCAAUACGAACCAAACUCAUCUUCUGAAUAAAGUACGAUUGCAAAAAGGCGCCAGGACUCCAAUUCAACUCCAUUGCCAAAUCUCUUCAUUUCAUAGUACAUGUUUAAAGGCUUCCCAAGCAGAUCCUCAAAAAACGCCGUCCUCAGAUGUGUCCGUUAGAAAGCGUCGUCGCCUUCUACCGUCAAUCUCAGAGAGAGAGAACAUCACCAAUGUCCCGAAUAUCUUGACGGUUACUCGACUAGUCGCCGCCCCGGUUAUCGGGUACUUCAUUCUCCAUGACUACAAUGCAUGGGCCUUGGGCUUGUUGGCAUAUGCUAGUUUAACGGAUCUUGUAGACGGAUAUAUUGCUAGGCGAUGGAAUUUACAAACUGUCAUCGGCACCGUAUUGGAUCCGUUGGCUGAUAAGCUCCUCAUGACCAUCCUAACCGUUUGUUUAGCAGUAAAGGGAGCUUUGCCGAUCUGGAUCGCGGGUUUGAUAUUGGGUAAAGAUGCAGGAUUAGGCAUUGCAGCCAUAUACUACCGGUGGAUAUCACUACCGCCACCGAAGACAUUCUGGCGAUACUGGGAUUUCUCGCUGCCAAGUGCCGAAGUCAAACCGACUACCAUUAGCAAGUAUAAUACCGCAUUGCAAUUCCUCCUAUUGAUGGCUGCAACCGCUGAGCCAUUGGUCGCGAUGGAUAUAUCUACUGCUAUGGCAGGCCUCGAGUAUACUGUAGGGACUACCACGGUAUGGAGCGGGCUAUCUUAUGUUUACAACAAGGAUGCUGUGAGGAUACUUCCAAGAGAAGAAGAACCACCGCAAGAUGAAAACCACGAAGAUAAAAAACCAAUGUAG
Messenger RNA from Orbilia oligospora ATCC 24927, 990 nucleotides. RefSeq lists its product as uncharacterized. NCBI's taxonomy places the organism in Eukaryota, Fungi, Ascomycota, Orbiliomycetes, Orbiliales, Orbiliaceae. Gene Ontology annotation, molecular function: cardiolipin synthase activity. The transcript is spliced from 5 exons. The record is from RefSeq and is a predicted model, not a curated record. The coding region runs from base 1 to 990 and encodes 329 amino acids. Gene Ontology annotation, biological process: cardiolipin biosynthetic process. Gene Ontology annotation, cellular component: membrane; mitochondrion.